CUUUGGCAUAGACGUGGGAUUUUGGAAACCAAGGGUUGUGGCUGUGGGGGUGGCUCAACAGGAAUCCCUUAAUAUGAGUGAUGACAAACCUUUCCAAUGUACUGCUCCUGGGUGUGGACAGAGAUUUACAAAUGAGGAUCACUUGGCUGUCCACAAACACAAACAUGAGAUGACCCUGAAGUUUGGCCCAGCAAGGAACGACAGUGUCAUCAUUGCUGACCAAACACCUACACCUACCCGCUUUUUGAAGAACUGCGAGGAGGUCGGACUCUUCAAUGAACUUGCGAGUCCGUUCGACCAUGACUUCAAAAAAGUGACUGAAGAUGACAUUAAAAAGUUACCGCUGGAUUUGUCACCUCUCGCUACGCCCAUCAUACGCAACAAAACCGAGGAGCCCACAGCUAUCGAGGCUCAUCGAGAUAGCCCUCUGCCUCACCCAGAAUCUACUACAAAUGAUGACAAGGAUUUAUCUUUGCAGCCAGCCUCACUGCCAACAUCCACUAUAGUCCAUCCUGCAUCCCUCCAAGUUCCCAAUGUACUUCUAGCAACCUCAGAGGCUAGUGUUGUAAUACAGCAAGCUCUCCCAUCACCAACAUCUAGCUCUGUUAUUACGCAAGUCCCAUCCACUAAUAGGCCUAUAGUCCCGGUGUCUGGCACCUUCCCUGUGCUCUUACAGCUGCCUAACGGCCAGACCAUGCCAGUCGCUAUUCCUGCGUCUAUUACAAGCUCAAGUGUACAUAUUCCAACUACAAUCCCCCUUGUCAGACCUGUCACCGUAGUGCCUAAUGUCCCCGGGAUCCCAGGACCUCCCUCGCCACAGCCACAGACGCAGCCACAGCCCGCCCAAUCAGAGGCAAAGCUGAAACUCAAAGCCACGUUAAGCCAGCCGCUUCCUCAGGUAACAAACGGAGAUGGUGGUGAAGUCCAGAGCAGCGCCAUAACACACACUGCUGCUCCCACCUCUCCUGCUCCGACCCCGACCCCGAUCGCGGUCCUAACUCCAGCUCCGGCUCCUCAGCUGCCUGCGACUGAGGAACCUUCUCCCCACUCCCUCCAGCAGCCGGCCACCUCCACCACAGAGACACCUGCUUCCCCAGCACCUCCUGCACCAAACCCUCCAAGCACAGGCGGCCGGCGGCGCAGAACCACAAGCGAAGACCCUGAUGAGAAGCGGCGCAAGUUCCUGGAGCGCAACAGGGCCGCAGCCUCUCGCUGCAGGCAGAAGAGGAAAGUGUGGGUCCAGUCUUUGGAGAAAAAGGCUGAAGACCUCAACUCCGUGAACGGACAGCUGCAGAAUGAAGUCACCCUGCUGAGAAACGAAGUGGCUCAGCUGAAGCAGCUUCUUCUGGCUCAUAAAGAUUGCCCUGUAACCGCCAUGCAGAAGAAAUCUGGCUAUCACAUCUCUGACAAAGACGAGAGCUGCGAGGAGAUGUCCAUUCCCAGCAGCCCCCAGAACGAGGCCAUCCAGCACAGCUCCGUCAGCACCUCCAACGGGGUCAGCUCCUCCUCCACGACCCCGGCCGUCUCCGCCCCAUCCAGCGCCACCACCACAUCAAACCAGAGCACAGAGGAGACCCAGUCUCAGCCUUCAGGGAGUUGAUCGUCCCAAACUGUGGCCGAGUGUUGACACUGGAGCGCCGUCGCCUCCUCAGCGUCUCUGACAAACAGAGGAAAGGGAUUCUCUCUCAGCUUCAGUUUGGACCACCGUGUUGUUAAUUUAUUCUUGAUAGCUUGUUUAUAUUUGGUCCAUUUUGUCCUCCGUUGGCGAUGCUUUUUUUAAAAAUGCAAAUGUUUUCUCUAGAAUUGAUGAAGACAAAAGAACAGGCACUUUAGGUGUAAAAUGUAAAACAAGUGGUUCUAAAAUGUUUUGUAUCUGUGCAAUUUAUUUAUUAAUCUUUCUAUAUUUUUUUUUAUUUAAAGGCUGAAGGUUUGAUCAGUGAGUUGUUAGAGACCAAACCAAAGUGUGUUGUGGUUCAUUUUUCUUUUCUAAGCACUAUGUUUAUGAUGAAGUUACAUAAAGAAUUGCCACCUUUUUUUUUUCAUUAGCUGCUUUUUUUCCAUUUUGCACAUUUUUGAGAGAUGACGGGUUUUUAGAGUUCGAGAGUCCACAUGUUAAGUACUGGCAGCUUUUUAGAAGUAGAUUUGAAUACUGUCACAUUACACACAUGUAAAUGGCUGAAUUAAAAAAAUUCUGUGAGUGAGAUCAGCUGUAGUUGCAUCGUGCAGUUUGAAUGUUCGAGCUCACCUCUGCUUGUAUAAAUAGUCUUAAGGAGGCGAGCUGGUUAGAAACGUGUGUUAUUUCAUCGACAUUCCACCUGUAGUCUGAUUGUUCCUGAAGCAGUGAUUGUAGGAUUGCAGUACCUUUUCCAUUACUCAAUCUUGGUGACUUCAUUCAGUGCCAUUAAUGUUUUUGUAUACAUUUUUAAUGCAGAUUAGCUUGAGUUUAGCUGUUCUCUCAGAUUAAGGGUCUCAUAGAUUCUCAGUAAGAAAAUAUCUUGCUCCGUAUACCGUCUUUGCUUUAUAAGUGACUGUUUAUGGCUUUAACGCAGAACACUUAAGGACAUCAUGUUGUUUUCAUGGUUGCAAUUCUCUGACAUUUUUAGAAAACAUUGUAAAUAACAUCAAUGAUACAUUGUACGUGAUCUUUCUAGGUGUUAUGUACUUUUUUUUUAUAGAGUAGUCUCUGGUUUCAGUAGCAGAGCCCUGUUGAUCACACGUUGGCAGUUGAUCUAAGCGAUGUUUCAGUCAUUAGGAUAGGCCUCUCUCUGACUCCUGUCAUGUCAAAUUAAAGCAUUCAGAUGUGAACUGGAAUCGCAUCUUGUAUAUUAGAGUAACACUACUACCGCCUGUAAGAAUUGUGAGCAUUUC
Plectropomus leopardus (leopard coralgrouper) is the source of this 2868-nucleotide messenger RNA. RefSeq names its product activating transcription factor 2 (gene atf2). The record is from RefSeq and is a predicted model, not a curated record. Lineage: Eukaryota; Metazoa; Chordata; Actinopteri; Perciformes; Serranidae. Gene Ontology annotation, molecular function: DNA binding; DNA-binding transcription factor activity. Gene Ontology annotation, biological process: regulation of DNA-templated transcription.